Messenger RNA from Effrenium voratum, 1636 nucleotides. The record is from the annotation of a GenBank genome assembly. Lineage: Eukaryota; Dinophyceae; Suessiales; Symbiodiniaceae.
GGUAAGGCGACUCAAUUUGCACCUUGUUGAAUGCCGGAUCAUGUUGCCGGUUGCGACAGUCCGGACUGGCAGCCCAGCCGGGCCUUUGCAUCUGGUUGCUGCCGGCUUUAGCACCCACAGCAGUCACGUUUGCACCCGGAGUUUGUGGAGUUUGGCGGUGCCUGUCUGCCUAAGACCGCAGUCCUACCGAGUUCGCAGGCGCUGCAAAGCUGGCACAGGCCAACAGAGAGGAAGCAGGAGCAGGAAGGAAAGAGAGAACAAAGGGAAAAACAUGAAAAGUGGAGAAAGAGGAACCAGAGGAAGAAGAGGGGAAGAGGAAGAGAGAUGUAGACUGUUCGUGGACGGCGACGCUGUUGGUCUUCCGAUGAUCGAGGAGGCUGUCAGCAUGCUCCGCGGCGCUGGUUGGACGGUGCAUGCAGAAGUCUUCGCGGAGCCGCAGCGAUUGAGGAACUCCAUGUGGAGCCAGUGCCUGCAGGAGCACGGGUUCACGUUUCGCGGGGUUCCCCGCGAAGGUGGCUACCAGGACCUCAAUGAUGAAGCCAUUAUUGCUGCGGCUCGCAGGCUGUCCAGGAAGACCACCCACCUUUGCCUUGGCUUUCUGGUGCAAGAUGAGGAUUUCAUCGAUGUCGUGAGGGACAUGAGCGCCGCUGGUCACCAUGUUCUGGUUCUCGUGCCAAAGUGCUAUGCAGGCACAGUGAAGAGGUUCGAGGCGGUGGCCACACAAGUCUUGCCACUUUCGGGCGGCUACGAGGAGACGCGGGUCCUGGCGAUUCUUCAUCCCAGCGGCCAGGGGGAAGUCCAAAGGCGCACGGCCGUCCUCCCGCCACUUCUGCCCGAGUCGGAGAUGGAUGCAGUGCGCCACGUUCUGAUGGACACCGGGUUUUCCGCCCACCAGGCUGGGGCUUUCUCAGGCUUGACCAAGUUUUGGUACGCGAAUUCCUGCGGGCCGCUGGUGGUGUAUCCAUAUAGCUUUGCGUAUGAAGCUGUUGCCAAGCGCAUUCAAGAGUGCAGAGACGUUGGCUGGCGCCGGAGCACAAACAACUUGGUGUUUGUCCUUCCCUGGAGGCAUGGUUCCUUCAGCAAUAAAAGGAAGAGUGUCUUCGGCCACGUAAUGGCAUAUCGGAUAGUGAAGGGCGGCGGACCAUUCAUGCUUCCGGACUCUCGCAAAGUGGUGCUGCGCGUGCUUUCCAGGCUUGGCUAUUUUGACCGGCGCUGGAACGCAGAUGAGGCUGAGGCGAUGCUGACCUUUUGCAGAUCAAGUCGGAACAAGAAGAACCUUCGAAAACUGGGGCUGUUGCCGGAGGAAGGAGAUGCCAUUGCAGACAUUCGUGACAAGCUGCGAGCUGCCUUGCUGUCUGACGAGACACGUGGCCACUGGCAGCCAUCGCCCUCUGACCAAGAUGUGCAGGCGCGCCUUCGGAAGAAGGGGCUGUUGCAGACCCAAACGUCGCGAGAGGAGGUACUGAGGGCGAUGAAGGCGUUUGCCAGGAAGCUCAACCUGCCGCCCAUGAAGACGUACAACGGAUAUGCGGCAAGCUUGCUUUCACACAUCAACGCCAAGGAUCCCAGCCGAAGGGAUGUGAUCGAUUUGCGACUGAAGCGGGGACAAAGAGAGCGGGGAAAAGCCUGGCGAUAA